This is a messenger RNA of Phyllostomus hastatus (greater spear-nosed bat), 927 nucleotides long. Its product is annotated as olfactory receptor 5A2-like. The transcript has a single exon. Lineage: Eukaryota; Metazoa; Chordata; Mammalia; Chiroptera; Phyllostomidae. Bases 1 to 927 code for a protein of 308 amino acids. Gene Ontology annotation, molecular function: olfactory receptor activity; G protein-coupled receptor activity. Gene Ontology annotation, cellular component: membrane. Gene Ontology annotation, biological process: G protein-coupled receptor signaling pathway. The record is from RefSeq and is a predicted model, not a curated record.
AUGACCAACCUCACAGCGGUAUCUGUCUUCCUCCUCCGGGGCUUCUCAGCUGUCCCUGAGUUACAGCUGCUCAGUGUGGUCGCUUUCCUUUUCCUUUACGUGGCUGCAAUUCUGGGAAAUAUCUCCAUUGUGGCUGCUGUGACCCUUGAUGCCCACCUGCACAUGCCCAUGUACUUCUUCCUCAAGCACCUUUCCCUGGUGGACAUCUGCUCCCUGUCCACCACCCUGCCCCGGGCCCUCGUGGCUGCCAUGCUGGGCUCUGGGGACAUUUCCCUCCUUGCAUGCGCUUCCCAACUCUUUGCCUUUGUCAGCCUUGGGUCCACGGAGUGUUUUCUCAUCACGUCCAUGGCUUACGAUCGUUGUCUGGCCAUCUACAGGCCCCUGGUAUACAGGGUAGCUAUGAGCCACAGGGCCUGCGUGUCCCUGGUGGCAGUGGCCUGGGUUGGCGGGCUCCUUUUCUCCACCUUCCACACAGCCAACACCUUCUCCCUACCUUUCUGUGGCCCCCUUGUGAUUGACCACUUUUUCUGUGACAUCCCUCCAAUCAUGCGCCUAGCCUGUGCCAAUGCGGAUGCCCACGAGGCUGCUGGAUUUGCAGUCAGCGGCUGUGUCAUCAUGAGCUGCUUUGCCCUCACUGUCUUAUCCUAUGUCCGCAUCCUGGCCACAGUUGCUCGGAUCCGCUCCGUGGCUGGCCGCUGGAAGGCCUUCUCCACAUGCUCUUCCCACCUGGCCACCGUGAUGCUGUUUUAUGGCACUGGCAGCUCUGCCUACAUGCAGCCCAGUGCCCACUCCUCCCCACUACAAGCACGCCUGGCUGCUGUCUUCUACUCCAUCCUCACCCCCACCCUGAACCCACUCAUCUACAGCCUGAGGAACAAGGACAUGCAGGGGGCCCUGCGGAAGCUCUACCUGCAGGUGCCAUUCUAG